Molecule: messenger RNA, 1146 nt
Organism: Penicillium canariense
Lineage: Eukaryota; Fungi; Ascomycota; Eurotiomycetes; Eurotiales; Aspergillaceae
Product: asparaginase ahrA
Exons: 3
Coding region: 1-1146 (381 amino acids)
Molecular function (GO): asparaginase activity
Source: RefSeq, a predicted model, not a curated record
AUGAGUUUCCAUCUCAAGAUACUAGCUAUCUCUGCUCUAGCUGCUACAAGCUAUGCCUCUGCUUUGAUCCAUUCACGGGCCACCAACACGUCCUAUACAAACUCCAACGGCUUGAAAUUUGACUAUUUCAACGCUUCCCUUCCUAAUAUAACUUUGAUAGCCACCGGCGGAACUAUUGCCGGCAUCAGCGACGAUAAAACCGCAACAGCGGGCUAUGAGUCCGGGGCAUUAGGAAUCAACGAGAUUCUCUCUACCAUUCCAGAAGACUUGGACAUCGCCAACAUCAAUGCUGUGCAGUUCGACAACGUCAAUAGUGGGGAUGUUUCCUCGUCCCUCCUCUUGAAUCUUACACGUACACUGAAGACGACAGUUUGCAACGAUCCCACCAUGUCUGGGGCGGUGAUCACCCACGGCACCGAUACGCUCGAGGAAUCUGCGUUCUUUGUCGACGCGACCGUCAACUGCGGCAAACCUAUCGUCUUUGUUGGCUCAAUGCGCCCAUCCACUGCUAUUUCAGCCGAUGGUCCUAUGAAUCUUCUUCAGGGAGUGACCGUCGCCGUAGACGAGGACGCCAAAGACCGCGGCUCGUUGGUUGUCAUGAAUGACCGUAUUGUCUCAGCAUUCUUCGCGACAAAAACACAAGCGAAUACCAUGGACACGUUUAAGGCCUAUGAGCAAGGAAAUUUAGGAAUGAUUGUGUCGAACAAGCCGUACUUCUAUUAUCCGGCUGUUCAGGCAAAUGCAAAGUACUUCGCUGACGUCGAGGGUGUGAAUGCCAUUCCCCGGGUGGAUAUUCUGUAUGCGUAUGAAGACAUGCACAGUGACUCGAUUUAUAGCGCAGUCCAGAAUGGCGCCAAGGGAAUUGUGGUCGCUGGCGAGGGCGCAGGAGGCAUCUCCACAGAGUUCGCUCAAGCCAUCAACGACAUAGUGUCUCGUGUCGGCAUCCCCAUCGUUCUGAGCCACCGAACCGUCAACGGGGAGGUCCCCACGUCUAGUAUCACGGGUGACAAUGAGAAGACCCAGAUUGCCAGUGGAAUGUUCAAUCCGCAACAGGCGCGGGUCUUGCUUGGGUUGUUGUCGGCGGAAGAUAAAGGGCUCGGGGAAAUUCGGAGUGUGUUCAGAAAAGCCACUACUGCCUAUGUAUAG